UUUGUCACCAUGCCACCGCGAGACGGAGCAUGUCCAGUCGUUUAACUCUUCCGGCUGACAAGUUGCCGGCUAAGCGUAUCCUCGUCCUCUUUCCUUCUUUAAUCCUUCAAUGGAAUUUUCUUCCUAUUUUCCUUUGUUCUGGUCAAACCUGAAGAACCGAUCCACUCUCAUUACUCUUCCAUCUCGAUCGCCAACUGCUAACCAGUAACCACUCCGCUAUUAAAGAUAAACAGAUCGCAAAAUCUUUUUCUUACAAUUCUUUGCAAGGUUACCAGAUCUCUCUGCUUUUGAUUAUUUCCCUCUUCCGCCAUGAGCGCUAGCCGGGAGCAGAUCGCGCCCUUAGCUUUGAGCUCCACGCAGUCGCCCGCCGGCGAGGAGGGAGAGGUAGCGGCGGCCUCGAAGCCCAGCCGCCUCCGCCGCCGCCGCCGCUGUCUCAUCUGCGGGGGCUGCUGCGGGGUGUUCCUCGUCGUAUUAGCCGUCGUCAUCGUCGUCCUGGCUCUCACCGUCUUCAGGGUAAAGGAUCCGGAGAUAACGGUCAACGGCGUGACGGUGCAGCGGGUGGCCGUUGGCGGCUUAUCUUUCGCCGCGCUGCAGCCGUCCUUCUCCCUCAACCUGACGCUGCUGGUCGACCUGUCCGUCAAGAACCCCAACGCCGCCAGCGUCAGGUUCGGCCCCAGCACGACCGCGGUCUACUUCCACGGGCGCGACCUGGGCGUGGCCCGCGGGCCGCCGGGGAACUCGCGGGCGCACCGCACCUUCCGCAUGAACGUGACGGUGGACAUAAUGGCGGAGCGGGUUGUGGGCGACGCGCAGCUGUUGCAGGAGGUGCUGGGCGGGGUGAUCCCCGUGACGACGUCGACGAGGUUGGGUGGGAGGGUGAAGUUGCUGGGGGUGAUCCGGCGGCAUGUGGAGGUGACCAUGAACUGCAGCCUCACCAUCGAGCUGGACAACCAGUCCCUCCGGCAGCAGGACUGCGAUCGUGAAGUUCGCCUGUAGAAAUCAAGCUCAGUCAUGGUAGUUAGGCAUAUGAACAGAACAGAGCAGAUCAGAACAGAGCAAGAGAAGAAGAAUCAUCUGUUUGCAGAGAAGAUGGCUUUAGAUUUGUUCUUUUCUUUGUAUUUCUUCCUUUUUCCUAAAAAAAAAAAUAGUACGCGAUCAUACAAUAAUAUGUUGUUGCCUUUUUUUUUCAUUAGUGUUGAUGUAUCAGGGUUUUUGUUUAGUGUAAUUAUGCUUAGCUUGAUAUUUGAUAUUUGAGUAAUAUGACUUGAGUUAGGUUGA
This is a messenger RNA of Zingiber officinale, 1278 nucleotides long. RefSeq lists its product as uncharacterized. Lineage: Eukaryota; Viridiplantae; Streptophyta; Magnoliopsida; Zingiberales; Zingiberaceae. The coding region runs from base 310 to 996 and encodes 228 amino acids. The transcript has a single exon. The record is from RefSeq and is a predicted model, not a curated record.